Capsaspora owczarzaki ATCC 30864 is the source of this 5865-nucleotide messenger RNA. Its product is annotated as cenpe protein. NCBI's taxonomy places the organism in Eukaryota, Filasterea, Ministeriida, Capsasporidae. The transcript is spliced from 9 exons. Gene Ontology annotation, biological process: microtubule-based movement; mitotic cell cycle. Gene Ontology annotation, cellular component: microtubule. Bases 27 to 5777 code for a protein of 1916 amino acids. Gene Ontology annotation, molecular function: ATP binding; plus-end-directed microtubule motor activity; microtubule binding. The record is from RefSeq and is a predicted model, not a curated record.
UUCUUGGCUGGACUUUUGGCGCCAUCAUGGACAAUAUCAACGUCACCAUUCGCGUUCGUCCGCUCAACUCGCGAGAGCUCAAUGGAGGCCAAGGCCAGACAUGGAGCUUGGAGAACAACAGCAUUGUCCAAUGCAAUGCAUCGGGUCGCCCAAUCCCAAGCUCGUCCUACACAUUCGAUCGCAUUUUUGGAGCCAACUCGAAGACUCGCGAUGUCUACGACCAAGUUGCUGCGAAUAUCGUCAAGUCGGCAAUGGAUGGUGUGAAUGGUACCAUUUUUGCGUACGGUCAAACAUCUUCCGGCAAGACACACACAAUGAAGGGCUCGCCUUCAGAGCCAGGCUUGCUCCCGCUUGCGAUUGAUCAUGUCUUUACAUGCAUUCAAAAGAGCCAAGAUCGUGAGUUUUUGCUGCGUGUUUCGUACAUUGAAAUCUACAACGAAAUCAUCACCGAUCUUCUCAAGCCAGAGAACACCAACUUGAAAAUCCGCGAAAACGUGAGCGGCGAAAUUUUCGUGAGCGACAUUUCCGAGGAAGUGGUCGUUUCGCCGAACGAAAUUCUCAAGCUCAUGGAGCGCGGAGAGAGCAGUCGUCACGUCGGUGAAACCAACAUGAACGAGCACAGUUCGCGCUCGCACACCAUCUUCCGCAUGAUUGUCGAGAGUCGCGACCGCGUUUCCGCCGCCAACAGCCCCGAGCGCCUGUCGAUGGACGGUGCUGUUCUCGUGUCGAGCCUGAACUUGGUCGAUUUGGCCGGCUCUGAGCGCGUUGGACACACUGGAGCGGAGGGCGUCCGCCUGAAGGAAGGUGGUUUUAUCAACAAAUCCCUCCUGACUCUCGGCACAGUCAUUGGCAAGUUGAGCGAUGGCGUGAACGAAUCAGGUCACAUCCCGUACCGCGACUCCAAGUUGACGCGCAUUCUACAGCCGUCGCUUGGUGGCAACGCACGCACGGCGAUCGUCUGCACCAUCACCCCGGCCACCGUCCACUGCGACGAGACCAUCUCCACCCUCAAGUUUGCGACUCGCGCCAAGACAAUCCGGAACAAACCAGUCAUCAAUGAGGUCAUUUCAGAUGAGGCCCUGCUCAAGCGCUAUCGCACGGAAAUCUCCGAGCUGAAGCGCAUGCUGACCGACAAGCGUGAUCCUCAAGACACGCCCGCAGUGACAGCCGAGCUGGCCGAGCUUCAGAAUGAGCGCCAAAAGAUGCAAGAGACGCUCAUCGAGCGCGAGCGCGAGAAGCAGCUGCAGCAGGACAAGAUUGACAAACUGACAAGGCUCAUUCUGGUUUCCUCAACCAACAGCAUUGCAAGCACUGUUGAAAGCCUUGACACCCAUGCUCGACUUGACGAAACGCUCCCCUUCCCGACCAAAGCCAACAAGUCUCGCCGCGAGACGUGGUGGGCGGGUGCCAAGCGCCUUGAUGUCCGCAGCGCAAAUGCAGCUCCGACAGCGCCUCACCCCGGAUCAGCUACAGCUACUACUGCACAACGUGUUGUCAAUGAAAGUGCAGACAUUUCGUUUUCGUCUGCAAGCUACUCUCGCACGGACGACCGUCGCGUCUCGAGCAUCCGGAUGAGCUCGAUUACAGCUGGUCGCUCGGCCGCACAGCGUGUCAGCAUUGCUCCUGUAGCUCACGAUUCUCAGCGUUCGCAACAACACGCUCAAGCAAAGCAAGUGCGGUCAAAGCAAAUGCAACCUGAAAUGCCCCCACCAGAGCAAGCGCAAGACAAAGUGGCAGCUCUCGAGAUGGAACUUCAUGAAGCGCGCGAGCAGAUUCGCAGCAUGGAAGAGCUGCUGGAACAAACGAACGAGCAGCUGCAACUCCAGCUCGAAAACUCCCCGCCGGCCAACGCCAACGCUGCCGACUCGACGCAGAAUCUUGCCAUUCUCAGUCGCCUUGCCACUUUGGAGACAGAGAAGGCUGAGCUGGUUCGGCAGCAUGAGAUCCAAUUGCGCACGUUGGCCGAAAACGAAGACUUUGUCCGCAACGAGAAUCAGGCGCUGGUCGAGAUCCUGGCCACGCUGGAGCAGCAAGUUGUCGAGCUGCAGAAGGAAAAGCUCGCCUUUUCUGAAGCACAAGUCAUGCAUCAACAACAACAACAGCAGCAGCAGCAACUGCAACAACAACACGACGAGCAGCUUCAGCAGAUCGAAAUGCUGCAAAAGCAACAACAGGAGGCAGCAGAGCAGCUGGCACGCGAGUUUGACGAAAAGCUUGCUCUGGCCAAGCGUGAGCACAACACUCAGCUGGCAAACGCAGAGGCUCAAAUCCAGUCGCUUGAACAAGAUCUGGCGGCAGCCGCUUCCGCCGUACCGUCUUCCGAGCCGGUCUCCAACUCGGCCGAGAUUGACACAGUCACUGCCGAUUUUGAAGCCAAGAUUGCCACACUGCAGGCCGAGCACAAUGAACUGCAUCAGCACAUGCUGGCUGAGCACGACCAACUCGACCAAGAGGUUCAAGAGCUUCACCUACGCGUGCAACAGCUUGAGACUGAGGCUGCCGAAAAGGACCACCAUGCUGAAUCGCUGAUGGUAGACUUGGAAAAGCAGACCAUCCUGCAAGAGCGCAUUGAGUUGCAAGCCGAAGAAGCGGAGCGCGCGGCUGCGGCAAAGCUUUGCGAGCUGGAGCAAGCGCAAGCCGCUGCUUUGGCCGAGGUCCAAGCUCUCGCCUCCCAACGUCAAGCUCGAUGCGAGGCACUGACGCAACAGCUUGCGGAGGCUCAAGUGGAGCUUGCUUCCAAGUCCAUGCAAGACCAAGACACCAACCAUGCAGCAAUGGAGCUGGCUGCGGAGCUGGAGACCAAACUGUCAGCUGCGUUGGUGCAGCUCACCCAGACUGGUGUGGAGCGUGAUGCUGCAACCACGCGGGCUGCUGAACUGGAGCAAAUCCUCAGCAAGGCUUGCAAUGACCAAGCGGAGCUUGAGGCGCAGCUGAAGCAAGCUGACAGCGAAGCUGAGUCGCACGCAGAUCGCAUGGCAAGCCUUGUGCAGGAGCUCGAGACUGCGCAAGCAGAAGUUGCCCUUCUCAAGGAGGAGCAACAGAGUGUCCAGAGCAACCUUGAACAAGCCUUGCAGUCCCAACUGGCAGACGCCCAGGACAAGCUAGCGCUCGCACAAUCGACGGUCGAAGAGCUAAAGCAGCAGUUGGCCUCCGUCGACACUGCUCAUGCCGCACUCUUGGAAGAAGUCGUGACCCUUCAAGAGCAAACCGCCGCGCAAGCUGACAGCACCAGCGAGUCCCAAGAGCAGCUCAAGCAACAGCUGGCCAAGGCUGAGGCAAAUCUCUCCGAGGUGCAGACAGCUCUGAACGAGAGCGUACUGCAGAAAGCCAGUCUGCAAACCGCCUUGGACAACACCAAGGCCUCGCUGCAGAACAACAAGCAGACUGUUUGCGAGCUGCAAGCAGAGCUCGAACUGCUCAACGGCUCGCUCGCUUCAUUCCACGACGAAAGCGACACUGAGUUUGCUCGGCUUCAAGCAGAACUGAGUGGAGCGACGGAGCGCGCUAAUGCAAAGGAGGCAGCCGUUGCGGAUGCCUUGGCUCGCGUCGAGCAAGCCAAUCUGGACCGUGACCGCACUCUGGCGGAACUUGGCGAGCUGCAAGCCUUGAUGGCAACUCAAAGCGCAACGCUCGUUUCCGCGGAAGUUGUGGAAAGUAUGCAACGGCAGCUGGCUCGAUCCACCGCCAUCGCUGCCGAGCAUGAGUCUGCCUGCCGAGACUUGCAAGGCCAAGUCUUUGCCAUGCGCGACGAAAUCCGCAACAAGACACUUGAACUCGAUGUGCUUCAGACGGAAAAGGAGCAGUAUGUCGCACAAGCGGUGUCGGCAACUCAGCGCAACGAGGUGCUUGAGGCCCAGCUGGCCCAGGCACAGACCCUUUCAGCAGAGCUGGAGGGCAGACUUUCUGACGCAUCUGAGGAUGCUCUGAAGCUGACUGAGCAAGCGCGUGUCGCACAGAGCUCGUUGGAAACGGCUUUCUCCGACCUUGAGGAGACUCGCGCACAGCUGCAAAGCACAACGGCCGAUCUGGAGGCGUUGCAGCAGGAUUAUGCGGCAUGCGAGGCAGCGUUGAUUGCCCAACGCAGUGCAGCUCAAUCUCGCAGCGCUGAUGUUGAGGCCAUUCUGGCUGAAAAGUCGCAGCUCGAGGCGCUCAUUGCCAAGGGACGCACUCACGUGGAGGGUCUGACUGCGCGACUGAAUAGCGCGACGCAACAGCUGCAAGAGCGCUCCAGUGCCAGCUCGAGUGCAAUCGAUGCACUGCAGGCGGACAUUGAAGGGCUUGCGUCCAAGCUCGACCAAGUCAAUGCUGAGCAUGCCACAACCCAGGAGCAGCUUCAUCAGGCCCUCGAUCAAUGCGAGGCAGCUGUUGCUGCAGAGGCCUCGUUGCGCGCGGAGCAGCUCGCUCAACUCGAUGCUCUGCGCCAGGUCCAUUCCACAGAAUUGGCGGGCGUUAAGGCGGAUGCGAGCGCCCUUCUGGAUGCCGCAAAGCAGCAGCAUGCAGAAGAGGUGGCCAAGUUGCAGCACCAAGCCCAAGAGGCGCUGUGCUAUGCCGACUCGGUCCAAGCCCGCCUGGAGCUUGCUGAGCGCGAUAGCAGCGAGAUUGCCAACGCGGCGGUUGUUCUCGAGAAGGAGGCAAUUGCUGCUCGACAGGAGGCGGCCACCAUUCGUCAAGCUCAUACCGCGCUUGCUGCGCGCUGGGCCGAGAUCGAGAAACGCCAGCAGAGCAUGGUCGCGAGUGCAGUCCAAACGGACGCGCCGCGACCGCGCAACCUGACUGCAUCAGCGGUAUUCACGGAUGCGGUUGUCGACUUUGGCUGCGAUCGUAGUGCAACUCCUGCGCCCGCCACGCACGCACCCUCGCCUCGUGGGUUGGAUUACAAGACAUCCAUGACAUCUUCGCCGACACCGAUUCCUGGCUCUGCGGCAGUUGGCUCGACGGUUCUCGCUUCAACCGCCAGCCUGUGCUCGCCCAGCAGCUCGCAAUCGCAACCAGUUGCUCUCACGUCAAGCUCGCUGGCAAGCAAAGCGGAGCUCCCUGGGAAUUCCAAGCCGAUCGAAGUCUCGUCAGAGCCCGUUUGCGACCCAGUCGCGGCUGAAUCAACCGCCGAUCUUCCGACGUCGGACGUGGAAAUGUCGGCUGAAGUUGCUGGGUGGUCCUCGCCAUCGACAUCGACAUCAACAGCGUCCCCUGCACCUGCAGCAAACGUGCCCGUCAAGGCGGCGCUCAAAUCCGCGUCUUCGGCAACUGGUGGGCCAAAGCAAGUCAAGUUUGCCGAAACAGCGACUGCAACCACCGAAGACAACGAGCUACUCGUGCAACCGCUUGCCAGCGACAAGGAAAACGACCAAAGCGACCAGCUUGAUUCAAUGUCGUCGUUCGCGGCGUCCGACAAGAGUGCCUUGGAGGCGGACAGUGCGCUCCACAGCGGGUUUGCAGCUCUCCUGUCCGGAUCGUCGUCAGCGUCGGUCCUGGACGCCAAGUGUGUGUCUUCCAACUCUACGUCCGGCUCGCUGUCACAUUUGCGAUCCUUCUCAACGGCGCCCUCGCUGGCUGUCGCGGGCACUGGCCUGCUUCGCGCAUCCAACCGAAUGCGCCCGUUGGUUGCCUCGUCCCGCAAGAGCACUGCAAUUGUCGCCGGCGAUGUGAAUCUGGACAUGACGGUCAGCGACGGCCGAGCGCCGCUUCCUGCCGCCACUGCCACUCCUGCCGCCGCCGCGUCGUUCGGAUUGCCUGCCACACCUGCGAUCGAGCAGCCCGGCGAUUGUGCUCAGCAGUGAUUGUACUUUUUUGUAGUUUAAUUUUCAUGUUCGUGUAUGUGCUGAUUUGUAGUCAAACAAAAGAAAGAAGAACGAAAAAAAAUCCCAA